This is a messenger RNA of Racocetra fulgida, 127 nucleotides long. Lineage: Eukaryota; Fungi; Glomeromycota; Glomeromycetes; Diversisporales; Gigasporaceae. The record is from the annotation of a GenBank genome assembly.
GACAUUACGUGGAAUAGUGGGUUUUAUGGAAGACGCGGUUUUUGGAGGUGGGCCUGCACGCGUGCUGCGCUGCGGACUAGGGGAAGAGGAAACUUUGGAUUGCCAAGGAAGUGCGAAUGAUUCAUGA